Molecule: messenger RNA, 534 nt
Organism: Rodentolepis nana
Lineage: Eukaryota; Metazoa; Platyhelminthes; Cestoda; Cyclophyllidea; Hymenolepididae
Source: the annotation of a GenBank genome assembly
AUGGCGACCCUCAUGUAUUCGAGAUUCUUAUACCAGUGUAAAAUUGCUCCUGUGCUGUGCCGAGGUCCAUACCGACCAUCAAAAGAUGUAGAACCUCGCAUUCAGUCCUUGGCAGCUAAAUAUCUGCCAAAUUUUGUUACUCUUGAAGAACCAUAUCAGUUCCCGGAUCGUCAAUCCAAAAUUAAGUUUCUAAAAGCUUGCAUGAAAGAAUUCGAUCACACAAUUCCUUCGAAUAUUUUACACGAGAUGGAAGAUCUUAACUCGGUUAAAGAUUAUUUCUAUCAGGAAACCGAACCUGAGGAUAAACUCGCUGCUAUGGUGGAGGAAAAUGCAAGAAAGCUUAGCCUCCCAUCUAACCUUGUCAUUCAAGUUGAGCCUAUUCGAUUUGACCCCAACGACAAAUCACUUUUCACAAAAACUGCUUUUCCGGGUAGGUCAACUAUCAUGAGUGGAAUCGAAGAAAGCAAGAAAUACCCUUCAUACAAGGCAUCCAAGGACCGAAGAUUGCGAAUUAACGCAGAGGAUAACGUUUAG